Molecule: messenger RNA, 752 nt
Organism: Kickxella alabastrina
Lineage: Eukaryota; Fungi; Kickxellomycota; Kickxellomycetes; Kickxellales; Kickxellaceae
Product: histone-fold-containing protein
Exons: 2
Coding region: 101-505 (134 amino acids)
Cellular component (GO): nucleosome
Molecular function (GO): DNA binding; structural constituent of chromatin; protein heterodimerization activity
Source: RefSeq, a predicted model, not a curated record
UUCAUUCCACGCUUUUUCUUCAGUCUCCUUUCGCUCUCGAGCAAACACACAACCACAACACACAACCACCCUCCCCUCACAACACUCACUUUUAAUCACAAUGGCUGGUGGCAAAUCCGCAUCUGGCAAGGCCGGUAUCUCCGCUUCGGCCGGACCCAAGUCGCGCUCGAGCAAGGCUGGCAUCCAGUUCCCUGUCGGCCGUAUCCACCGUCACCUGCGUCGCGGCAACUACGCCCAGCGCAUUGCCGCCGGUGCCCCCGUCUACCUGGCCGCCGUCCUCGAGUACCUGACCGCCGAGAUCCUCGAGCUGGCCGGUAACGCUGCCCGCGACAACAAGAAGACCCGUAUCAUCCCCCGUCACCUGCAGCUCGCCAUCCGCAACGACGAGGAGCUCAACAAGCUGCUCGGCAACGUCACCAUCGCCCAGGGUGGUGUCCUGCCCAAUAUCCACGCCACUCUCUUGCCCCAGAAGUCCAAGAAGGCCAACCCCUCCCAGGAGCUCUAAUUUUUUUCUUCACUCUGUAAUAUAAAAGAACUUAAAAUCAUAUUCUGUUUGCUCGCAUAUUUGCAUUGUCAAGCAUCUUGAUGAAAUCGAGUAUUGUACUUGUUUUGCAGCUGUUUUGUGAGCCUUACUGCCUCCGAUUUAGGGCUUGCCGGAUUCACAUCGUCUCGUUUCGGUUGUGCGCAUCUUAUUGGCCAGUUUUUUGCAUACUGCUCCGCUGAUCGUCCCCGCCCUCCGGGUUGCGAUUAAA